Messenger RNA from Puccinia graminis f. sp. tritici CRL 75-36-700-3, 864 nucleotides. RefSeq lists its product as uncharacterized. NCBI's taxonomy places the organism in Eukaryota, Fungi, Basidiomycota, Pucciniomycetes, Pucciniales, Pucciniaceae. The record is from RefSeq and is a predicted model, not a curated record. The coding region runs from base 1 to 864 and encodes 287 amino acids. The transcript has a single exon.
AUGGUUAGCUACGAAGUCUAUCGGUCAACUAGUCUAGAGAAAUGCUCCGAUUUCGCCGACGAACAAAAAUUUAUUGGUUUUAUCUGGAACGGAGAAAACAAGACGGUCAGGUUAACAGACAAGAAGUUAGCGGAAAGAAAAGAGCAAAUAAAGCUGUUCCUCAUUCAAGACGCAGAUUUCAAGUUCAACGACGCCGAAGUACUCGCAGGCCGCCUUAACCACGUGUCCUUCAUCCUACCACAGUUGAGGUGCUACAUUCGGAGCAUAUACAGAUGGAUGAACCAGUGGAAGAAGCAAUGGGCCACUAGGAAAAUUCCAGAAGACGUGAGAGUCGAUUUAGAAUUUUGGAUAUCAACUCUGGACACUUACACGGAGACGAGGUUGUGCCCAGCCAGCAAACCACUAGAGGUACAUUGGGUCGGCGAUGCCUCAACAAGCUUCGGUAUAGGUGUCUUGAUCGGCCAGAGAUGGACCCAACUUAGGUUGAAGGAAGACUGGAGGAUCGCGACACCACCAAGGACGAUAGCCUGGUUGGAAACUGUCGCUAUCCGCAUCGGAAUCCUGAUGCUACGAGAAACGCGCAAUAACAUAAAGGGGUCCAACUUCAUCGUAUAUACAGACAACACCACCACAGAAAACGUACUAGCGUCAAGGAAGUCGAAGGAUCACCAUUCUAACGAGGAAUGGAAGAUAAUACAGCACCUGCUGAUUUCAUCCGAAUUAGACUUGACCCCUUUAAGGGUGGUCUCUAAGGAAAACGUGGCCGACGGCCUAUCAAGAGGCGUGCGACGCCCUCACGAGGCGGUGAACAGGGUCUGGAUAAACAUUCCCGACGAUCUUCAGCAUUUCAUGUUUCACGCGUAA